AAGUGUUGUCAAGAAACUAAAAAUCCCAAGUGACGAAGUGCCCUGUAGGCGUCUGUAUUGCUACGUUCCGUUGUUUCGCUCUUGCCCUUAGUGUUUCCCAAGAUGUCUGACAAGACUUCGUCUACGGUCGGUCUCAGAAGCUUCGAGACGAUCUCGGAGGAAGACAUUGCGUCGCCAUGGGACGAAUUGUUGGUGAAGGAGAAGAGUAUUCCUACGAUAAUAAAGACUGACGCGUCAUGCGAGACGAUCUGCAGGAAUGGGGAUGUGUCGUCUCACCCGAGGGUUAGUGAUUUGGAGGCGAACAAGCUGACGCGCUCGAAGAGCUUGAACCAGCGCAGGAACAGCAGUGGCCUCCUGAGCUCUAUCCCGAGGCAACUGAGGCUCUCCCUCCGUGGCGUCCGCAGUGAGCCAUCUAGCGUAAAAGACAUACCGACCACAAGAAACGAUAGUUCUUUCAAUCUACUUCUUAGAUACCGUUCACCAAGAUACGCAGCCAGACGCAUUAGAAAGCGCGUCAUCUUCAAGCACGGAGACUGCAACGUUGUGCAAUGGAACGUGGCGAAACGCAGGCGCCGAUACCUGCAGGACAUCUUCACGACUCUCGUGGACGCGCAGUGGCGCUGGACGUUACUCGUGUUUGCCCUCUCCUUCAUCCUAUCCUGGCUCCUCUUCGCCCUCAUCUGGUGGCUCAUCAUCUUCACCCAUGGAGACCUAAGCCCCCCCGAUAACCAAAAUAUCACUUUCAUCCCCUGUCUCAACAAUGUCAACACCUUCACCGGUUGCUUUCUUUUCUCCGUCGAAACACAACACACCAUCGGCUACGGCUCCAGAACCCCCAGCGAGGAAUGCCCCGAAGCCAUUUUUGUUAUGUGCAUACAAAGCAUUGUGGGUGUCUUUAUUCAAGCUUUCAUGGUGGGUCUUAUUUUCGCAAAGCUGGCUCGAGCCAAAAAGCGCAACACCACUCUCUUAUUCUCAAGGAACGCGGUGAUUUGUUUGAGGGACGGGGAAUACUGUCUACUCUUCCGUGUUGGAGAUAUUCGCAAGUCGCAUAUCCUUGAGGCCCAUGUUCGCGCCCAGCUUAUUCGGAAAAAGAUUACGCGUGAGGGCGAAUUGCUGCCGUUCUACCAACAAGAGCUGAAAGUGGGCGCCGACGGCGAGGAAGACCGCCUCAUGUUCAUCUGGCCCAUGACUAUCGUGCACAAGAUCAACGAGAAGUCACCAUUAUACAACCUGUCCGCCUCUGACAUGCUCCGUGAACGCUUUGAAAUUGUUGUCAUGUUGGAGGGUGUGAUCGAGUCCACUGGUAUGACGACGCAGGCCCGCAGCAGCUUCUUACCAUCUGAGAUACUCUGGGGUCACAGGUUCGAGACCAUGGUCACGUUCAGAAAAGAUACCGGUGAAUACGAGGUUGAUUACACAAGAUUUAACAACACAUAUGAAGUGGACACGCCACUUUGUUCCGCCAAACAGCUCGACGAGCUGCGAGCUACAGUUUCAACAUCCCAAAAAUUAGAUAAAAUCUUAGGCACCAUACCAAAGACGUUCUCCAAUGAGACGCUAGACCUCAGCUCCGUAGACUCGAUGUCUCUCGACGAACACAUCGAAAUCAAAAUACCAGAAGCAAGAGCGCGCGAGAAUCGUCUGAUGGCGCAAACGAAUUUCGUUCAAAACGUUAACGAGAGACCAAGAAACACGAGUCAGACUCAUUUAGCAGUGGAAAAUGGUCUAGAUAUACCAAGGAAUCAUUUGCUCGUAGAAACCAGAAACCCUGAAAUCAAAGUUGAUAGCAAAGAACCCCAUAUGCAUAGAAGUCACAGCCACGCCAGUAUGAAGAAAGUGCACGGCAUAGUUCCUAAUGGAAUCGCCCAUCCAACUAUCGCUCCUGAACAAAAAAAGAAAGAUGAGCAAAUCAAAAUCAACAAGUAAGUACUUUGAAAUACAAACCCAGAUACGUGGUGAUUUUGAAAGUCCCAAAAUUUUUUUGGAAGAUGAAAAAAACGCACAUGAAUCCUUUAGAAUUUCAUCAUGGUCAAUAAAAAUUAUGGAUACAAAAUAUACAUGAUUACUUAUUUAAAAAAAUAAUGAUCUUAAUACUUAAGGGUACAAUUCUCUUUAAAAACACGUAUUUUUCACAAAAAUUAUGUUCAAAAUCACCAUUCCUGUUUUCUUUAACAUGAUUAUUGACAAUACAUAUUCAUUUCAGUCUAUAUAAAAUAUAUACUCUUAAGAACAUCAGUAAAGUAAUUUAAACACUUAUCCCAUUAUAAGAGAAAGAGAAACUAUGUUUAGACUAGUUACGCAGUAUUUUGUCUUUGUUUACUGAAUUAAAAAAGUAAUUGAAGAGGUGUGAACAAAACACUGCGUUAAAUAUAACUUAGUAUGGAUCCAAACAAUAUAUUUUUGGUACUUUUAAUUGAAGUUUUUUGUGCCAGAAAGGACACCCUUCGGUAAACAGAAGAUGCGGCUUUUAAGUUAAAGUCUAAUUGAUUAAAUACCACCUGAAGCAGUCUAGCUGCAAAAAUCUUCAAUUUAGAGAUUUCAAUUAAAUAAGCAAUAUGGUUUUUGAUUGCAUAUAUGCCAGCAAUUUAAUUUACUAAAACUGUGUUUAGCUUACCUUAUUUGAAGUUAAGCAGCUAUAAAAAAUUGGGUCUACCUUGUUUUGCACAACUUUUAAUGACAAAAUAUUAUUAUGCGUAUCAGCUGAUGGCAUCAACUUCAUUUCGCAGAUAAUCAUUCGGCAUUCACUAAUUUAGCAGACUUUCAAACGCAAAAUUUUAAAUGCCAGAAUCAUCCUUAGGCAUAAAUAUAAUAUAUUUAAUAUGCAUAAAUUCAAUAUCAUUUGGCUGGCUUAAUUUAGGUCACAACACUAACCUAUCCUAACCCUCUAUUAUAAGAAAUAAACAUUAUGCUUAGUGAAAUUAUGCAGUUUUUUUGCCAAAGGUAAUUAAGCCAAAUAAAAUUCUGCGAGCUUAAAAGUAUGUCAUUAUGAGUUCGUACAUAAACAUUCGCUCAAUCAAAAAUUACAUAAUUUUUGAAGAAGUUAUGCCAAGUGCGUUAUGCCAAAUUCUGGAGCAACAAGAUUAUGCCAAAUUUUAAUAAUUACCCGUCAAAAAUAAUCUGAAUCUUCAGUAUUCGAGUGUUAAGUUAACAACGAAAAGAUAAUAAUAACUGUAAAAUAUUGCUAAUCAAAUAUUAUGUUGUUUAUUAUUAAAUUCUGAACUGAGUUGAAAAUCUUCCACCGAACCGUUAUCUUGUGUGUUUACAAAAAUACAUUGUUUAUCCCAAGAGAUGAUUAAUGUGUACAUACCUACUCAAUAUUUCAUAAUGAAAAGCCUCUAUAUUAUUGUUUUCUAGGAAUAUUUUAGAGAAGCUCGUGAUGCCGCUACUGAGUAAAGGGCCCCUUAAAUUCCCGCACUUUUCUCCAUUACACCAUUUGGCAUCAGGACGCUAUAAGGCAAUUGAUAAUGGUCUCCAAGCACCAAUCAUAUAGCGGAGAAGAAGCAAGUAAUACCCAUUCUUGUGACGUCAGCGGACUCCGAACCCGCUUGACGAAUACUGCGAGACCACAAUCCUACAACUGACAAGCCAGAGAGGGAAAGCAAGAUAACUGUACAGGGAGCUGAGAAGAACAUCAAUAAUAACAAUUUGCACGUCAGAUUUUACAUCAGUGAAAGCGUCGAAAAUUUUAAUGAGCUCGUUAUGAUAUGACUUGUCCAUUAAAUGAUAUACUUACUUACACAAACGUUGAUAUUGAGAGCUUUUAUCAAAUUAACACGUGUUUGUGUGAACUAGAAAACAUUGGAAGGGAGCGCCAUCUAGUGACAAAGGCGCAAAAUAACUGAAAAUAAUGCCAUUGUGUAAACUUACGCGAUUGAGUUUGAAAUCUUCCAUUCGAAUAGUACAAUUGGAGAGGUAUUGUAAAAUUUAAAGUAAUGGUUUACGAUUGAAAUUACUAUCAGCAAAUGUACAUAUUGAAAAUGACGGAAGUAAAUUACAACGGAUACACAAUCAAUAGAAGUUCAUAUAUACAGAUAAAAAUGUAAUUAUUUUAAUUAGUUUUUGCAAUAAGCUUGAAUAUAAUAGCUGCUUGCUGAUCGUAAAGUCAAUUGUUUGCGGGCAUAAAAAAAAUGUAUAUAAAAAUACAUUUGUAAAGUAACACAGACUGUUUCAGUAGGUACGUUAAAUAAAUUAUAGUUAAGUGCUUCAAAACGCAGUUUCGUAUACCAAAUUGUUAAUUAGGUCACGUUAUUUAUUCGUAAGUCUUAAAAAGACUCAAAAUUGUCAAAAUUAAGUAGUAAUAUUACCAUAUUUUUUAGAUACGAAUUAUUUUUAAAACGCCUCCCUCAUCGACUUAAAACGCACUUCCUUUUCCGACAAUUUAUUCUUUAAAUACUAUUUAGUACCACUACUUACCGAUAGAGGGCAGGGACUACCCACAAAUAUACUUAAAAAAAUAUACCAUCUUUUUCUUUGAAUUAUUGCUCUGUUCUAGAUAGGGUUGUAUUUAGUUUAAUAUAUAUUAAGCUAUUUUAAAAAUUGUGUUUACCUUUAAUGAAUGACGACAAACAGCUAAUCUAAAUAAAUCCAAAUGAGUACUUUUUCAGAUAAAAAAAUAUCGUGCCGCUAAGUUUUAGUACUUUUUCUUCACUACGAUUCUAGUUAAACUUCUUAUAAAUUUCCCUUAUAUAGGUACCCAUAAAUUACUUCUUGUAUUCCUGUGACCACUGCAUCUUGAAAUGCAUGUGAUUCAAAAUAUAUUUUAUUUAACUAUUUUUACACGAACAAUAAAAAUAAAAAAAUAAUGCGGCCUCUAUUUAAAUAUUUGACUAGGCGUUGACGCCUGGUUAAAUUUAUGUGGUAGCAAUUUGUUUUACUCAUAAAAAAAGAAAUAAUUAACAACAAUUCUACACAAUAAGCGCUUUUAGACGAUUUUUCCAUUUAGUAUGAAUUUGGCACUGCUCAAAUUAAGCCUGUUUUGCAUUCAGUAAUCGGUACAUUUUUAGUUCCCCUACAUAACUAGGUAUAAUUUAUACGUCUAAGGGCACAAAUAUUUUUGCAAUAAUAAAAUAUUUAAACCUUCCCAUUGAAUUUAAAUCCAGUUAAUGAAGUUAAACAAAUAUUAAAUUUAAUACUUAGUUGGAUUAAAUCCAUAAAUAUUGUUAUAAAUUAUUGAAACUACAUAUUCAAAAAGUGUUACUUGCUUUACUUACUUAAGGCCUUGUAAAUGUACUUAGUAGCUUAUAUCAAAAGUGCCUAAUGUAUACGGCGUGUUAAACUGUUAUAUUAUACAUCUUAGAUACUACAGGGUAUAACCAUCCAAUGCUUUACCUAUAUGUAUUUUUUUAAAUUUAUAUAUAUCUGCUUGGAUGUACUUAUCUUUCAUUUUUUUGUGUUUUUGAGAAUAUGUUGUAAUCAUCAAGAAUUUGACAAUUAUAGUGCUUCCAUUUCUUUAAGAAUCAUAAUAUAUCGGUGAUAGAAAUUACCUAUACCCUUAUGGUGCUUAUAUCUUACACUUAUUCUACUUGUUAUAAAACAACCGAAUUGUAUGUUAGCAUGAUUAUAUUUCACUAUAAAUAUGUACAACAAAAGGAUGUGAUAACCUAAAAAAUAAGUCAAAACAAAGUAUUAUUCGGCUUCCAAUAAGAGAUAGGCACUUUGUUAGGCUUAAGAUUACUAUAUUUUUAAAUAAAUUGAUACAAAUAUAUUAAGUGUUAGUCUUUCUAAUGCUUGUUAUAUUUACAAAAUAUUUUAAUAGGAAAAUAUUUAAUAUUUCAAAACGAACAUUUUCAGUCUGUGGAAUAAUAAUGUUUUUUCAAAUGUUGUUGUAUUCUAAAGUCUUAAGUGUUCAUUUUGCCAGGGGUCCUAAAAGCGGCGCGGGCGCUGCCAUACAGAAGCUUUGCCUGAUAGCUAGUACGAUAAUAAAUAUUAUCAAUUAGUAUGAAACAAGUCUUUUAUUGAUACACCCUCAAAUACACAACUAGAUUUGACUUUACUGAGAAAUAAAAUUGUUAAUUUACUUGUACCCUAAACUGUAGUUUUGCUACUCGUCAAGAGAUGGCACUUUUUCACUUAUCACCAAGAGUUUUUUUAUAAAUAUAUUCAUUCAUCAAAAUAUAAUAUAAAAAGCUUUUCACCCGUUUUCCAGGCGCUGUAAAACUAUUAAUUGGUGUCUAUCAUAACGCUUUAAAGAUUUUUAUCCAGCUCACAAGUACACAAAUGUAUAAGCAUGAACUUAAUCCGUAAUUUUCUUGGAAUUCCUCUUGUUUUCUUUGGCAUCGUCCUCACUGGACGACGAGGAGUGCUCCGGGCCAUUGAAAUAGUCAGGCGGGUACUUCACCACCGCAGGUCUGGUACCAAUGCUGGCCCUUCUGAUGGCGUCUACCACCAGCCUGUCUGAUAAACGAGCCAACGGAGAGCUCGUUGGUGAUUCACUAUUCACGGAGUCGCGAAGAAUAAUCGGAGAGUUGGGGCUGAUGAAUCCUGAAAAACCAUCAUGUUUGUUUUGAGGAUGUUUCUUAUCGUAAAUAGAACUAGCUAUCUGCCCCGAACUUGCACGGGUGAUUUAUUUCUAACGCGACAAAGAAAGCCUAUUCUACUCAGGGAUAUAUCAGCAUUGUAAAGGUGAAUGAAUGGUCCAGUAAUUUUUUUAUUUUAUUAAUUACAAAAUGCAAAAAUUUCC
Messenger RNA from Chilo suppressalis (striped riceborer), 6679 nucleotides. NCBI's taxonomy places the organism in Eukaryota, Metazoa, Arthropoda, Insecta, Lepidoptera, Crambidae. The record is from the annotation of a GenBank genome assembly.